Messenger RNA from Cinara cedri, 5996 nucleotides. NCBI's taxonomy places the organism in Eukaryota, Metazoa, Arthropoda, Insecta, Hemiptera, Aphididae. The record is from the annotation of a GenBank genome assembly.
AACUAUUUACCAUUUGGUAUUGUGGCGCUGCCUUCUCCACAGUAAAAAUUUCCCAACAAAACAAGAGCGUCUCUGUGCUGAUUGCAUUGAACUCUAUAUUGAACUCAUAUGUUAUCAUACAGAGUUCAAUAGUUGUUUGAUUAUGUACACUACAAAAUGUAUAUCUAAUUCUUUUUUAUAGUACAGCACUCGAUAAGGAUUGCAGUAUUACACAUUUUAGCGAAGUAUUAUAAUGCUAUUUGCUAUUUACUAUUUACCGAUAUUGUUUUAUAAAUCAAUAUAAUUUGUAUAUUUAUAUAAAUUAAUAAUUAUACAUACCAUGUACGGAAAUCUAUUGAAGUAAGUUUAGUUACAACUUGUUUUGAUUUAAAUUUGUAGGUAUUGACGUAACAUAACAUUAAUGGAAAGUAAAUUAUAGGUUUAUUUCAAUAUCUAUACACAAUUAUAAUCAUAUUAGCACAAUGAAAAUUGAUUAUCCUUUAUUCCGGUAUUUGUUUCUGUAAUUAAGAUUAAAUAAUUUUAUCUGCCUAUUUGUUAUUAAAGUCACAAAUUUUACUUAUAUAAGAGACCAAUAAGACCUCAUCAAUAUUUUCGCAAGAUAUUGCAAAUCAAUUUGAAAGUUAUCUAUCUAGGUUAUUAGAUAAUUUUCAUUAUAAUAGUAUAUCAAUGUCAAAAUUUCAUUUGUUCUAAUUUAAUUUGGCCGGCAUUAAACAUGACUAAUGUUCCAAAUGUUAUAAAAUACUUAUGUAGUUAUAAAAGUGUUUGCAAGAAGUACGUAAAUAGCACUUUCUUAACUUUAAAAAUAUAAUUUAAUAUUUUACUGGUUCACUUAAGUAUUUUAAACUGAUAAUAAAUAUCUAGAUACUUAAAAGUUAAAAAUUAAAGUGUUUGGAAAUGCAUUGUAAUUCAUAAUUUUUAUAUAUAUAAUACAAUUUUUCUAUUUGUAUUUUUAUGACUUAGAUAGGUACCUAUAUUUUAAAGAUUAAGCCUACUCAUUAGUCUAACUUAAUGCACUUAAUCAAAAAUUGCCAUGUAAAAAGAAGUAUUAAAUUUGUUUUAUUUUUCUGUUAUAGGAUUGUUAAAAAAGACAAAAUUGUCUUGUUUCAAAAUAAACCAAAUGAUAUUACAGUUCAACAUAUUCCCAACAUUGAUCAUGUUGAACCUUCCAUAGAGUAUAUAUGUCCAAUAUCUGAGUAAGUAACCGGUUUUUAUUCAUUUUUUCUAUAAAAAAACGGGUAUAUUUAGGUACAUUAGUGUCACCAAUUUGAAUAAAGAAACCUAAAUAAUGUAAAUUAGGUAAUAACGUAAAUGCCUAGCCAAUAUCUAAAAUGCCUAACAUUAAUAGACAUUAUCUUCAAUGCUUAGGCAAUAAAAUAAAAAUUAGUUCAACAUUUUUAUUAAUAUUGUCUGAAACAUCCCAGCAUUAUCAUUGCUUAGGAAAUAUUUAUGUCUGCCGGUAACAUAUAUAUUUAUAUAUAUAUAUAUAUAUAUGUAUCUUUUUCCUACUACUUUUAGGCAUUUCUAGUAGCUUCCUCAGGACUAAAUGAACUCAAACUCAGGAAUUUGAGUUGUUUUGUAAGUGAAUUGAUAAAAGUUGGGUGGAAAUUUAAGAUAAAUUAAAGAAUAUUGUUUGGGUACAUAGAACAUAGUGUUUUUUAGCUACGUACACUCAUAUAGAAGAAUACAUUUUGUAUAAUAUGAAUGGUGUCAGGAUCAAGUUUGUACCUUUUGGAAAUAUCAACUUUCAACUCUCACCCCUACCAUUUAUAUAAUCAAAUUUUACUUUUUUGUUUUUGAUGUUUUAUAGUGUAAGAGGUAUUCUAUUAUUAAAGUAUUUAGUUAUUUAUUAUUUUGCAAAGAAUAUUUUUAUUGUAGAAAAAAGUAGGGGAAAAUUCUACUCUAAGAUCUUCUGCGUGAUUAUUUUAUACAUUAUUUAUGUUGUUAUUAUUAGUUUAUAAAUUAAUUAUAGUUAUUUUAUAGGUUAUUAGACUAGAGUUUUUAUUUUAACAUUAAUUCAAUAGUUUGAAAGAAACUACUUAUUAUUUUUAUAAAAUAAAUCAAUGCCACAUGUUAAAAUUUAACUUGAUUUGUAUUUAUUAUUUGCAGUAACAGAAUUUCUGUAAAAGAAGAUAAUAUUAAUGCUUUUAACCAAGAACCAAUUAUCAUCACAGUUAACCCCCAAUCCCCAGAACAAAAUGGAUGUUUUACAAACAAGGAUUACCUAUUGCCUACUACUACAGAGUAAGUUGAUUAGAUAGCAUUUGUUUUUAUUAUUUAAAUUCAUAUUAAUAUCUCUAUUAGCCAGUAUUGGUUAAUCUAUGUAUAUAUAUGUAUAAAUGUUAAGUGUUUGUUAUUUUUAACUAAAAAAAAUAUUAAAAAAUAAUACGUAAUAUUCAUGACAUUAUACCUUUUCUUACAAAUUUUACAUAAUAUUUUAUUAAUAUUUAACUAUUAUAGUCAGUAAUUAUAAAACCUAUAGUUUAAAAUUGAUUGGUAACUGGCUGGGCUUACAUUGCUGGUAACAUAGUAUAAAAUUGUCUUUACCAUUGCCUUCAUCUCAACUAUUUGAGAGGAUUAACCGGCAUAAAAAAAAUUGCUAACAAUGAUAUUAUAUUAUUGUUAAGAACUGUAAAUAUGGAAGUUUAAAAAUGUAUUUUGCUAUUAAACAAUAAAUAGAUAACACCUGUUUCAAACAAGUUGAGAAACAGUUGAUAUACAUAUAUUAAGAAUUUUAUUAUUCUUAUGUAAGUAUAUCUUAGUAUAUUGGGUAGUGUUAGUAGAGUCUACAAAAAAUUUGUCCAGUGGUAUCAAAUGAUUUUAUCAUAGGGAAAAUAAAGAUAAUUGUUUGACAACUAUUAUUAAAUACUUUUGUAUUACUAAAUAUUUUUUUAUGUAUAUAUAUAUAUAUAUUAAGUAUAUCUUAUUAUAAAUACUAAAGGGAAAUAAGAUAAUGGAAAAUAUGUAUUUAAAAAUCUAAAAUCGAACCUAUGUCUUAUAUUAAUAUUAUAUGUAAUUUUAUUUUAUUCAAAUAAUUUAGGUCAUAGUUAUUUCUAUUAAUCUAUAAAAAUAAUGGGUAAAUAUUAAAUGUAGAUGUAGAUGUCCUUAGGCUUCCACAUGUGAGUUUUCUCAGUAUUGGAUUAGUAAUCUAUAAAAAUAUAUUGAUCUAAAAUUUUGAUCAAUAUUUAGAUUCUAAAUAGUAAUCUCUAAUGAGUUUGAUUUGUUUUAGUUAUAAUACUAAGACAGAACAUUAUGAAUACAAAAAUGGAAUAGAUAAUGUCACACUUCAACUUAUACCACCUAUGGAACAAUAUCAAUUAUUUUCAAAUGCAAAUGAUUCUUUUUCAAUUGGACAGUAAGUAUAAUAUAAUGUAUACAAUAAAUCAUAAAGUUUACCUUAUGAUGACUUUUUUUUUUUUUUGUGGAAACCUAUUACACAAUCAUUUAUAAUAAAUAUUUUCUUUAUUUUCUAUUCAUUUUAUCGUUAAAAAAUAUAAUAAUAAAAUACAUUUCCAAUCAUUUUUAUUUUAAUAUUUAGUUUAAUUGUGUAGAAAUAUGAACAUUUAUUGUGUUUUUGUAAGAAUUUAUUUUUCCUUGCUCUGCUCAUUUAAAAUGACAUAAUAUUAAUUUUUCUUCAUUUAUUAUUUAUUUAUAUAUGUACAUAAUGCAAUAAACUUCAAAUUACACACUGAAUUGACUGAAAAUAAAUGUUUUACUUUUAUUGGAACAUAUAAAUUGUUAAUUAUCAUUUUAUAUAUUUUUUGACAUUUUCAUAAAAAAAAAAAAAUAUAUUAAUUUUACUAAAUGUACAAUUCAAAUUUCAGAAUUCCAAAAAAGCCAAAGAGAAUAUCUUCAGAUGUUAAAAAGUACCUAUGCUAUAUGUGCUCAAAAGCAUUUUCUCGAAGCAAUCAUCUUACAGACCAUAUAAGAACUCACACUGGUGAAAAGCUUUAUUCCUGUGGAGUGUGUUUUAAAAAGUUUUUCAGAAAUAAUCAUUUAACAACACACAUGAGAACUCAUACAGGGGAAAAACCAUUUUCAUGUAACAUGUGUCCUAAAGCAUAUAAAGGAAGAAGUAGUUUAAUGUACCACAUGAAAACUCAUGGGUAAAAAGACUAAUCAAUUUAGUUAAAUCGUUUAAUGUGAUCAUUAUUUUUUUUAUAAAACAUGAAAAUACUGUAAAUGUUCUACCUCGUAUUAAUUUAAAUAAUUAUUAAUAUUAUGUUUGAUGUUGAUUUUAUUUUAUUUAAAUUUAUUUAUUGCAACAUACUGUUUGAUAAAUAGUAUAUUGUAUAAAUAUUAAAAUCUAAAUAGAAAUUUUUAGUAUUAUAAUAAUGUUACUUUUUUUCUAGUUUGCUGCAAAAAUAUGACUUAUUACAUAAUGUUUUUUAUUGAAGAUUUACCAUGCUUGAUUUUAAUAACCUUUGCUCAAAAAUAUUAUUUCAUGAUUUUUUUUUUGUUUUAUAAAUAAUUUAAAAGCCUUGUACCAAAAUGCAACAAGAACAGUGUUUUUAAUUUGUAAUUUAACUUAUUUAUACACAGCAUAUUUGUGUUUUAUUGUGUAUACUAUUAUGUUUUCGCUAAGUAAAUUUUUUGUAGUAAAUUUUUGUAUGAACACUUCCUUCAUUUACCAUGGUUUACAUCCAAUUCCAUUUUUGUAGAUCUAAAGUUCCAAAUUCCAAAAUAAAAAUGAUCUUAUGUAUCUUUUCAAAGCCUCAGAUUUAUUUAAAAAUAUGUAUAUAUUUUAUUCAAUCAUAUAAUAUGAAUUUAAUGUGAUUUUUUUUUUUCAUUUAACCAGUUUAAGAAAUUUUAAUGUAUAUUCACUUACCUACUUAAGUUAAUGUGUGUCUGUGUGAAGUAAAAACAAUAGAAACUAUAUAUUGUUUCUGCUAGAUAGGAAAGAAACAUUUCAGUUUAUAAUAUAAUUAGCUCAAUAAGAAGUGUUAUGAUUGUUUCGUAUGCUUUAUUUUAAUAAAUUGAAAAAUAUAAACUGCAGGCUUCACAAUUUAUGGACAUGACACUUUAAAUAGUUCUAUUUAUCAUAAAUUAGGUACCAACUAUUCUUAGGAUAUAAACUUAAUUCUUUUAAAUGCCAUUGUAGUUAUAUUUUGCUUUUAGAUCUGGGCUUCUUAUUUUUAUCAGAAUUUGUUAAGUUUGUUUUAAAAAAAUAAACUUAACUGAACAAAAAUGUACCUAUUAUUAUAUAUUAUUUAAUAAUAAUAUUUUGAAAGGGAUAAUUUAUCAUUUCAGGAAAAUCAUUCUCUUUAAAAAAAAUUCUCGUUCACUAACACAAUUAAUAAGAAAAAGUUAUUUUAUGGGAUCAUUUUAUUUGAUACAAAUAAAGUAAAACAAAACAAUUUUUCCAUAGGUAGCUAUCAAGAUUUUUUCAAUAUCCUGAAGUUAGAGUGGAUAUACAUUUUGUUUAUAAAAACCCCCACAAUAAAGUCACAUAUUAAUGAAUAAUCAAUUUGUUGAAAGUAAUAGCAUUACUAUAAAAGAACACAAAUUCACCGUUCCAUAUAUUUUUUUUAAAUACAAAAGCAUGCCAUUACUCAGUGAUAUACCAACAGUGCACAAUGAGGCUGAUUGUAUCCAGAGAAAAUUGUAGAAAACUAUGGCAUGCCAAAAUAAUUUUUGAGGAUUGUGCAAUAACAAUAUAUUACAAUAAAUUGUAUCGAAAAUAUAUUUUUAAUAUUUACUCACAAUAUUUGUAUUUUGUAUUGUUUUUGUUUCAAUAAAUUCAUCUUGGUACUUUUAUUCAUUUUUCUGUAUCCAUAUGACAGGCUUUUGUUAUUUUAUAUAAAACAAGUUAACAUAAAAUAAAUAAAUAAUUAGUAAUUUGUUUAUUUUGAAUUUAGAGAUCUUUAAUAUGUAUACAUUCGAUUAACCAAGUAUGUAUUUAUCACAGAUUAAUGUUAAUGAAAUACACAAAUAUAUUUAUCUUUUGUUUCAUAAUUAAUUGAAUAAAUAUUGCAAUAUUAUGUGCAAUUCAAUAUUUU